AUGGGCGAAAUGAAGGAUUCGGCAAAACAGGAAGACAACGGUAAUAUUAACAGUAAUCGUGGAAUAGAAGAUGAUAAUCUUAUGAGAGAUUUUGCAAAUUCACGACGUACGGGAAGACGUAAUGCAGUACCAGAAGUAGAUACUCGGGGGAUUGAUCCAGAUGCAGUGAAACUUGCUAAACGUUUGUCUACAAUGAAUACAGAUAGUAGAAAUGGUAUGUCAUUCUCAUCACUUAUAUCAUAA
This is a messenger RNA of Thelazia callipaeda (thelaziosis nematode), 243 nucleotides long. The record is from the annotation of a GenBank genome assembly. Lineage: Eukaryota; Metazoa; Nematoda; Chromadorea; Rhabditida; Thelaziidae.